AAUUGUUGUUUGACGUGAUAAGUUUUGCUUUCGUUGAAACUGAUUUUAUUAUUUGAAUAAUUACCGCAGUUAUAGUUUUUUUUAAUGAAAGUGGCUGUUUUAAAAAUAUGAUGUGACUCUUUAAUUAAAGUUUACUUCAUGCUGAAGUGUAAUUCAUACUGUUUAGUAUUCAAAGCUUGAAAGCCGAUUACUUUUUUUCCGUGUAAGCUUAAGAGUUGUUACUAAAUUUCUAACGUAUCAUGUAACUUCUUUAAGCUAUAAAUCAUUGGGUAGCUACUGUACAAAAAUUUCAGGUAGUCGUAACAUACCAUAUGUGACACAGUUUUACAAAUUCCUGUUUAAACAUGUUUAUGUGAUCGGGCAGGAAGUCUUAUUUUUGUGAACUAUAAGAAAUAAAUUUUCAAUUAAACAUUAUUGUGAAUGAAGGCAUUCUUAAGGUGUCCUAAUAGCAAGCACCAGAUACGUCACAUAAAUAAUUUGUGUUUAUCCUUUUACGAAGAAAAAUGCGUAUUUACAUCAGGCAUGAAAUGCUAGAAUAAACCAACUUAAAACUACUUUUACCGAAAUUUCUGUUUAGCAGCCAGUUUUACAUUCCUUCAGAGGAUGAAAUUCACGAGAUACGUAGCAAGUUAUAUUAAGAAUGUAAUACAGUUAUCAAUAUAGUGCAAAUUGCCUGUUUUAGGAGGAGCAUGUUCUAGGUUCAGGGUUUGUAACAAAGUAACAAAUCAUGUUGAAGAGGUAAUAUUUAAAACAGCACGUGCAUAUCCAUGCUGAACAAAAGCCUCGUAUGUAUGAAAUUUGUAUGAUGUCAUUUAGUCGAAAAACCACUUAAAAGAUGCAUAUAUUAAUUCAAAUUGGAAAGAAAGCUCUUAUAUGUGAGGUAUGUAGACAUUUAGUUAAAAGACUAAUUCAGACAAUCAUCUGCUUAUUCUCACAGGAGAAGAACCUCAUGUAUGUGAAGUAUUUAAGAAAUCAUUAAGUCAAAAGUUCAGUUUAAACAUGUAUGUGCUUACUCACGCAGGAGAGAAACCUCAUAUAUGUGAAAUAUGUAAGAAGACAUUUUGCCAGAAGGGUAAUUUAAACAGCCAUAUGCUUAUUCACACAGGAGAGAAGCCUCAUGUGUGUGAAGUAUGUAAGAAAUCCUUUAGUCACAAGUCUACUUUAAGAAGCCAUAUGCUUAUUCACACAGGAGAGAAACCUCAUGUGUGUGAAGUAUGUAAGAAAGUCCUUUAGUCAGAAGUCUGCUUUAAACACCCAUAUGCUUAUUCAUACAGGAGAGAAACCUCAUGUUUGUGAAGUAUGUACGAAGUCAUUUAGUCAGAAGUCUGCUUUAAACACCCAUAUGCUUAUUCAUACAGGAGAGAAAGCUCAUGUUUGUGAAGUAUGUAAGAAGUCAUUUAGUCUGAAGGCUAAUUUAAAUGCUCAUGCACGUAUUCACACAGUUGAGAAACCUCAUGCAUGUAAAGUAUGUAAGAAGUCGUUUAAACAGAAAGACCAUUUAAACAAGCAUAUGCGUACUCACACAGGAGAGAAACCUCAUGUGUGUGAAGUAUGUAAGAAAUCCUUUAGUCACAAGUCUACUUUAAGAAGCCAUAUGCUUAUUCACACAGGAGAGAAACCUCAUGUGUGUGAAGUAUGUAAGAAAUCCUUUAGUCACAAGUCUACUUUAAGAAGCCAUAUGCUUAUUCACACAGGAGAGAAACCUCAUGUGUGUGAAGUAUGUAAGAAGCCAUUUAGUCUGAAGAGUAAGUUGAACACUCAUGCAGUUAUUCACAGAGGAGAGAAACUUCAUGUUUGUGAAGUAUGUAUGAAGUCAUUUAGUCAGAAGUCUGCUUUAAAUACCCAUAUGCUUAUUCAUACAGGAGAGAAAUCUCAUGUUUGUGAAGUAUGUACGAAGUCAUUUAGUCAGAAGUCUGCUUUAAACACCCAUAUGCUUAUUCAUACAGGAGAUAAAGCUCAUGUUUGUGAAGUAUGUAAGAAGUCAUUUAGUCUGAAGGCUAAUUUAAAUACCCAUAUGCUUAUUCAUACAGGAGAGAAACCUCAUGUUUGUGAAGUAUGUACGAAGUCAUUUAGUCAGAAGUCUGCUUUAAACACCCAUAUGCUUAUUCAUACAGGAGAGAAAGCUCAUGUUUGUGAAGUAUGUAAGAAGUCAUUUAGUCUGAAGGCUAAUUUAAAUGCUCAUGCACAUAUUCACACAGUUGAGAAACCUCAUGCAUGUAAAGUAUGUAAGAAGUCGUUUAAACGGAAAGACCAUUUAAACACGCAUAUGCGUACUCACACAGGAGAGAAACCUCAUGUGUGUGAAGUAUGUAAGAAAUCCUUUAGUCACAAGUCUACUUUAAGAAGCCAUAUGCUUAUUCACACAGGAGAGAAACCUCAUGUGUGUGAAGUAUGUAAGAAGUCAUUUAGUCAGAAGUCUGCUUUAAACACCCAUAUGCUUAUUCAUACAGGAGAGAAAGCUCAUGUGUGUGAAGUAUGUGAGAAAUCUUUUAGUGAGAAGUCUAAAUGUAGUAGACACAUGCUUAUUCACACAGGAGAGAAACCUCAUGUGUGUGAAGUAUGUAAGAAGUCAUUUAAACAGAAAAAUUAUUUAAAGAAGCAUAUGCUUAGUCACACCAGAGAGAAACCUCGUGUGGGAAGUAUGUAAGUCAUUUAACCAAAAAAAUUAUUUAAACAAGCAUUUGCUUAGUCACACCAGAGAGAAACCUCAUGUGUGUGAAGUAUGUAGAAAGUCCUUUAGUCAGAAGUCUCAUAUAAGCAGUCAUAUGCUUAUUCACACAGGAGAGAAACCUCAUGUGUGUGAAGUAUGUAAGAAAUUUAAACAAAAGGAUAU
Stegodyphus dumicola is the source of this 2833-nucleotide messenger RNA. RefSeq lists its product as uncharacterized. The record is from RefSeq and is a predicted model, not a curated record. Lineage: Eukaryota; Metazoa; Arthropoda; Arachnida; Araneae; Eresidae.